This is a messenger RNA of Humulus lupulus (European hop), 2267 nucleotides long. RefSeq names its product pentatricopeptide repeat-containing protein At2g30100, chloroplastic. The coding region runs from base 410 to 1927 and encodes 505 amino acids. The transcript has 2 exons. Lineage: Eukaryota; Viridiplantae; Streptophyta; Magnoliopsida; Rosales; Cannabaceae. Gene Ontology annotation, molecular function: protein binding. The record is from RefSeq and is a predicted model, not a curated record.
UAUCACUACGACCGCCAUUAAAAGACCACCACCAAAUUUCAAAACCCUAAUACAGUUCUGGGGGAGCUUCAACGAGAACCAGUCGCCUCUUCUACUUUCUUCUUUGUUGCCCGUAUUUUCCUUACGUUCAAUUGCUGAAUUCUUCUCCUUCUUAAGAGUAUUUGUUUCGGAACCUGAGUUCGGUGUUUGGCUGCGGGGAAAUUCUACGAAAAUGGAAAGGAAAAAAAAGCAGGAAGUAGAAUCUUAAAGGCUCCUCCUAAUGCCUCUCCUUAACUUACUUGACGUGACAUCUUAUCUCCUCUCUAUAUUCCCAAUUUUGUUUUCUUCUUUCUUCUUCCUUGGUUUUCCCGGGGACCGAACACUGUGAAUUUAAGUUCCUUUCUUUCGGUAGAGUUGGGGGUUUUAAGAAAUGGGCUCUGCUCAAGGGUUUACCCCGUUGACUGAAUUUGGUGUUUCGUCUUCUUCGUGUAUCUCUCUUCAACUUCAACGGAGCCGAAUUUUCUUUCAUCGAACUCAUAAGAAUUUCUGGGGAAGAAGGACUUCUGCCAGGGUUUGUCCCAUAAUUUGUUGCAAACAGCAAAACCCGGGUAAGUUUCGAGAGUUUAGGUUAUUCAAAUCCGUUGAGUUGGACCAGUUCUUGACCAGCGACGACGAAGAUGAAAUGGGGGAAGGUUUCUUUGAGGCAAUUGAGGAAUUGGAGCGAAUGACCAGAGAACCAAGUGAUGUGCUUGAGGAAAUGAACGACCGGUUAUCGGCGAGGGAGUUGCAGCUUGUGCUUGUGUACUUUUCUCAGGAGGGUAGGGACUCGUGGUGUGCAUUAGAGGUGUUCGAGUGGCUUAGAAAGGAGAAUCGAGUUGAUAAGGAGACCAUGGAGCUUAUGGUUACAUUGAUGUGUAGUUGGAUUAAGAAGCUAAUUGAAGCGGAGCAUGAUGUUGCGGAUGUGGUUGACCUUCUUGUGGACAUGGAUUGUGUUGGUUUGAGGCCGAGUUUUAGCAUGAUGGAGAAGGUCAUAUCUUUGUACUGGGAAAUGGGUGAGAAGGAGAGAGCCAUUUUGUUUGUGAAAGAAGUUUUACAACGUGGGAUUGCUUACUCGGAGGGUGAUGGAGACAAACACAAGGAAGGGCCUACUGGAUAUCUUGCUUGGAAGAUGAUGGUUGAGGGUAAUUACAUGGAUGCAGUCAAGUUGGUGGUUGACCUAAGAGAAUCUGGGUUGAAACCAGAGGUCUAUAGCUAUCUCAUUGCAAUGACAGCUGCAGUUAAAGAGCUCAAUGAAUUUGCAAAAGCUUUGCGCAAGUUGAAAGGUUUUGCUAGAGGCGGGUUGAUAACUGAACUUGACACGGAAAGUAUUGAGCUUGUUGAGAAAUAUCAGUCAGAUCUUCUAGCUGAUGGAGUGCGCUUAUCCAACUGGGCAAUUCAAGAAGGAAAUUCUUCAUUCCACGGGGUGGUUCAUGAAAGACUCCUUGCUAUGUAUAUUUGUGCAGGCCGUGGAAUAGAGGCAGAAAGGCAAUUAUGGGAAAUGAAGCUCGUUGGUAAGGAGGCUGAUGGGGACCUCCAUGACAUUGUUUUAGCCAUUUUGGCCUCUCAAAAAGAGACUAGUGCUAUAGCAAGAAUGCUUACUAAGGUGGAGGUUUCUAGCUCUCUGCGUAAGAAGAAAAGCCUGUCAUGGUUGUUAAGAGGUUUCAUUAAAGGGGGCCACUUUGAUAAAGCUGCAGAAACAGUAUUCAAAAUGCUUGAUUUGGGUUUGUGUCCUGAGUAUUUGGAUAGGGCUGCUGUGCUGCAGGGGCUGCGAAAGAGAAUCCAAGGACCUGGUAGUGUGGAAAGUUACCUCAAACUAUGCAAGCGCCUUGCUGACAAUGGUUUGAUUGGACCUUGUCUUAUAUAUCUGUAUAUAAAGAAAUAUAAGCUUUGGAUCAUAAAAAAGCUCUGAAGGAUAUUGGUUUGGUUAAACCAUCUUUUAAAAGUAUAGUUAGGUGAUACUACAAUGGCUCAAAUACCUAUAAAUUCUCAACGCUCUUCAUACGUAAAUUUUGUAUAGUACAUGUGUUGAUAUGUACGGCUUUGAGCAAUGCAGUUGGUCGGCAGAUCAACUGAAUUGCUCAAAAAAUGUUUACUUGAAUCUCUGGUGACUACUUAAAAAAAUGUAAUUAAGCUGAUUAGUUGGAUGAUGUAGAUUAUUAUGUGUGAUACAUGCAAAUCCUACGCUUAUGGUGUUCUCAGCAUUAAUAAAAAUCUUAAAACAGGGAGAGGGUCUUGGUUUGUCUUAUUCA